AUGCUCCAGCGUCGUAACAACGCGGCGCGGCCGCCUGGUUCCAGCCACUUGCACUGGGUGCAGUUGUGUCAAUCCGGUCAGGACCUUUCCGGUUUGCAGGGCCAAAUCCCUCGUCGGGCGAUUUCCAUCGAAGAAGUUGGUGAACACAACACUGAGAGCGACUGCUGGAGCGUAUUAGAUGGUCGUGUGUACAACAUGACGCCGUACCUCAAGUACCACCCUGGUGGAGUCGCAGAGCUCAUGCUGGCGGCAGGAGGUGACUGUUCAAACCUCUUUUAUGAAAAUCACCCGUGGGUUAAUGGCCACAAUAUGCUGGAAAAAUGCUACAUUGGACAACUGGAUCGAGAAUCAAUGACGAUUGUAGCCGGUUCUGAGACGUCCAAGUUUGCGCUACACAAGACUCAGUGGCGGUUGUUUAAGCUCGUGUCAAAGCAGACGGUCAGUCAACAGACUGUCAAAUUUACGUUUGAGUUGCCUGAUAGAAAGCUGUUGGGAUUAGAAAUGCCUGGACAGCAUUUAAAAGUGCGCGCUACGAUAAAUGGUCGGAUAAUUGAACGGCCGUUCACUCCAACGUCUAGCUUCGCCCAACCAGCGACUUUUGACUUGAUUGUCAAAGUGUACCCAGACGGUAUCAUGAGCACCUAUCUGAACAAAUUGAAGGUUGGCGAGAGCGUUGAAAUGAUUGGGCCACAGGGAGCAAUUGGCUACCCGGAAGCUGGCGUUGUAACUGCCAGAGGCCAGCUGAAGCUGACGGAUGUGCGUCAUGUUGUGAUGGUUGCUGCCGGUACGGGAAUCACACCGAUGAUGCAGCUCAUCCGUGCAAUUGUGGAGAAUAGGAAGGACAGGGCCAAGAUCACGUUGGUGGACUGUAACCACUCACUGGAGCACGUAAUUGCGCGCACACAGUUAGAGCCGCUGGCUAGUAUGUUUCAGGAGCGAGUAAAGGUUCACCACGUGCUUCGUGAAGCCAGCGAUGAUGACAUGCGCGAAUUGGGAUCGUUACGAACUGGCAAGCGACUAGACAAGGAAAUGCUUGCUGAGUUAUUGCCGAAACCAUCAUCUGGUGUGGCCGCAUUUCAUUGUGGCCCGCCUGCCUUCGAUGAUGCUGUUAGUGUCAUGUUGAAGGAUAUCGGCUACAAGGAUACUCAGCUUCAAGUGUCAAUAUCGGCGAAUCAAUGCUACUGA
Peronospora matthiolae is the source of this 1185-nucleotide messenger RNA. NCBI's taxonomy places the organism in Eukaryota, Oomycota, Peronosporomycetes, Peronosporales, Peronosporaceae. The record is from the annotation of a GenBank genome assembly.